AUGAAGUUAAGUGAUGAACUUCGAUACUCAAUAUUAUCAUACAAAAUCAGAGACCAUUACUCAAAUAGUAAAAUUACAAAAAAAUUGGGUGUCCACAAAACAAAAGUGGCAAAAACAAUUCAAAGAUAUGAACAAACAGGUUCAAUCAAUGACCAUCAACGUUUUGGAAUAGAAAAAAAGAUUCAUGAAAGAGAUGAACGUUUAUUAUGUUUCAAAUUUUUGAAUGGUGAGUUGAAGAAUGUGAAAUUAACAGUGGUUUGGUUUUAUUCAACAACUGGCCACACCAGAUUAGACUGGUUAGUUAGAAACGUAUUGCAUAGGAAUAACAUUGUUUAUAAAAAGAAAUUCAUGAAACCUCGAUUAUACGAAGUUAAAAGAAGAAAAAGAUAUAGUUUUGGAUUUGGCAUAAAAACUGGAGUGUGGACCAAUGGGAAAAUCAUAUGUUUAUGGAUGAAGUUAGGUUUCAAUAAUUUGAUAAAUACCAUUAUAUAA
Dictyostelium purpureum is the source of this 492-nucleotide messenger RNA. RefSeq lists its product as uncharacterized. The transcript has a single exon. Bases 1 to 492 code for a protein of 163 amino acids. The record is from RefSeq and is a predicted model, not a curated record. Lineage: Eukaryota; Evosea; Eumycetozoa; Dictyosteliales; Dictyosteliaceae.